Messenger RNA from Pollicipes pollicipes, 1840 nucleotides. It is a transcript of the gene S6kII, whose product is annotated as Ribosomal protein S6 kinase II. Gene Ontology annotation, biological process: protein phosphorylation; intracellular signal transduction. The record is from RefSeq and is a predicted model, not a curated record. NCBI's taxonomy places the organism in Eukaryota, Metazoa, Arthropoda, Thecostraca, Pollicipedomorpha, Pollicipedidae. Gene Ontology annotation, molecular function: protein serine/threonine kinase activity; magnesium ion binding; ATP binding.
GAGCGGUCGUGCGUACGCGCGGGUCGGGUGAGAGGGGAUUCUACGAUAGAUAUAUGCGAAAGGCGCUCUGCAGACCGGCAACUAAUCAUGCCACUCGCACAAUUUGCUGACCCAUGGAAAAAACUUCAACUGAAGGAUGGUCAGUCGAAAGCAAAGGGACGACCGGGUGAAGAGAUGCUGGUGGACGAGCCGAUCGAGUCGGAGCCGUCGGGUGACGGCGAGAGCCAUGGCGGCGGCGCCACCACCGAGAUCGAGCUCAUGGAGGUGACGCGCGAGGGCCUGGAGAAGGCCGACCCCAGCCACUUCGAGCUGCUCAAGGUCCUCGGCCAGGGCUCGUUCGGAAAGUACGAGAUGCUCACAGGCAGUCUGCCGUUCCACGGCAGCAACCGGCACGAGACGAUGACGCAGAUCCUGAAGGCCAAGCUGGGCAUGCCGCAGUUCCUGUCGCCAGAGGCGCAGAGCCUGCUGCGCGUGCUGUUCAAGCGGAACCCGGCCAAUCGGCUCGGCUCAGGUACAAACGGCGUGGAGGAGAUCCAGCGCCACGAUUUUUUCGCCACCAUCGACUGGGGCAAACUGUAUCGCAAGGAGAUCCAGCCGCCGUUUAAGCCGGCCGUCACUCAGCAGGAGGACACGUUCUACUUCGACUCAGAGUACACGUCACGCACCCCACGAGAUUCGCCCGGCGUGCCAGCCAGCGCCAACGCGCACGAGCUCUUCCGGGGCUUCAGCUUCGUCGCGUCCAAUGUCAACGAGGAGCUCGGCAUGGCGACCAACAACAACAACGGCGGAUCACGCGUCUCGCACCCGGCGCUCGCCAACCCCGUUAACAAGAAAAUCAAGCCGAACAACAUCAGCGACGAGUAUGAGCUGCUGGAGGUGAUCGGGCGCGGCAGCUUCUCCGUCUGCCGGCGCUGCAUGCACCGCACCACGCGCACCGAGUACGCCGUCAAGAUCAUCGACAAGAAGAACAAGGGCGACUGCCUGGAGGAGAUCGAGAUACUGCUGCGGUACGGCACGCACCCCAACAUAAUCACCCUGCGCGACGUGUACGAGGACGAGCGCAGCAUAUACCUGGUGACGGAGCUGCUGCAGGGCGGCGAGCUGCUCGACAAGCUGCUGCGCCAGCGCUACCUGUCGGAGCGCGAGGCGGCUGCCAUCUUCCACGUGGUGGCCAGCACCGUCCAGUACCUUCACAACAGCGGGGUGGUUCACCGGGACCUUAAGCCGUCCAACCUGCUGUACGCCAGCCGCAGCUGCCGGCCCGAGUCGCUGCGCAUUGUCGACUUCGGCUUCUCCAAGCAGCUGCGCACGUCCAACGGCCUGCUGAUGACGCCCUGCUACACGGCCUCGUUCGUGGCGCCUGAGGUGCUGAAGCGACAGGGCUACGACGCCUCGUGCGACGUCUGGGCUCUGGGCGUGCUGCUGUUCACCAUGCUCUCCGGGAGGACGCCGUUCGCCAGCAGCGAGGACGACAGUCCGGCGGCGAUCCUGCGCCGGAUAGGCGAAGGCCGGCCCGACUUCAGCUCCGGCACCUGGCCGUCCGUCUCCCCCGCCGCCAAGGACCUGGUGCGGCAGAUGCUGCACGUGGACCCGGGCCAGCGUGUGACGGCGUCAGAGGCGCUACGCCACCCGUGGGUGAUGGGCCGCGCCGCGCUGCCCGACGUGCGCCUCGGCCUGGCCGCCCCGGACCUGCGCUCCGUCAAGGCGGCCAUCACAGCCACGUACCGGGCCAUCAACCAGAGCGCGCACACGCCCAACCUGGGUCCGGUGGCGCUGUCGGAGCUGGCGCGGCGGCGGCGCAAGUCGCGCCGCUCCUCCUCGGACGUGUAGCGCCGGCCCA